AAGCGUCUGCUUUGCCAUUCCGACACAUCCUCGCAGAGGAGCAACAGAUCCACGGACCUGGGCAGAGUGGGCUCCACGCACCCGCUGCACACACUACCUCCCUCCCCCUCCCCUCUUCUUUCUUAUCUGUGGUGGACAUGCGCCCCCGGACUGAGGCUCCUUAUCCGUGAAGCCACGAGCGGAGAUGAGACGGACGGAGAGCGCAGCGUAGCGCUCCAGCUGCACCGCAGUCCCCGUAGCGGAGGAGCGUCCGAAUGCGCUUUGGGUGGCAUAUCCGGGGCUUGUGAGAGAGCCCCCCCACCGCCGAUGACAUGAGAACAAAACGCGCUUGACUCUCCAUCCAUCCUUCCAUCCAUCCAUCCUUCCAUCCAUUCCGAGCAGGUCCGGUCUGCGCCUUCAUUCAUGUUGCAAACGCCUGGUUUAUGACAAUGGAUUACUUGCUGUGGGUGUUCAGCCUGCUGGUCCCCGCGGUCGUGGCAGUGGAAGAAACCCUUAUGGACAGUCGGUGGGCUACCACAGAGCUGGCAUGGACCACGUUUCCAGAAAGCGGGUGGGAAGAGGUCAGUGGCUACGAUGACUCCAUGAGCCCGAUCAGAACCUACCAGGUGUGCAAUGUCCGAGAACCCAAUCAGAACAACUGGCUGAGGACUGACUUCAUUCCCCGUCGAGGUGUGCUCCGCGUCUACGUGGAGCUCAAGUUUUCGGUCCGUGACUGUGCGAGCAUCCCCAACAUCCCGGGCUCAUGCAAAGAGACCUUUAACCUGUUCUACUAUGAGUCAGACGGGGACACGGCCACAGACACAAGCCCCCUAUGGAGGGAGAACCCUUACGUCAAGGUGGAUACCAUCGCACCGGAUGAGAGUUUCUCACUGCUGGAGACGGGCAGGAUCAACACCAAAGUCCGCAGUUUUGGCCCCCUCUCCAAGGCGGGCUUCUACCUGGCCUUCCAGGACCUGGGAGCCUGCAUGUCUCUCAUCUCAGUUCGGGUCUUUUUCAAGAAGUGCUCCACCACCAUUGCCAAUUUUGCCGUCUUCCCUGAGACUGCCACUGGAGCGGAAGCCACUUCCUUGGUGAUUGCUCCGGGAGCCUGUGUGACCAAUGCAAUGGAGGUUUCCGUCCCUUUAAAGCUGUACUGCAAUGGGGAUGGAGAGUGGAUGGUGCCCGUGGGCUCGUGCACCUGCGUAACAGGCUUUGAACCCUCUGGAGAAAACACUCAAUGCCAGGCUUGCAUCCCUGGAACCUUCAAGUCCAAAUAUGGAGAGGGAUCCUGUGUCCCAUGCCCGGCUAACAGUCGCACCAGUGCACGGGGAGCCAGUAUUUGCCCCUGCCAGAAUGGCUUCUACCGCGCUGACAUUGACCCUCCAGACACAUCUUGCACCACCAUCCCCUCAGCACCACGCAACUUGAUAUCCAGCGUAAACGAGACCUCGCUCUCCCUGGAGUGGGAGGAGCCUGAUGAUACAGGCGGGCGGAGUGACCUCGUUUAUAACGUUGUGUGCAAGAAGUGCCUGCGAGACAGCAGCCCGUGCAUGCGCUGCGACGACAACGUGGAGAUCUCGCCGCGCAGGCUGGGCCUCAGGCUAAGAAAGGUGGUGGUGCGGAAGCUGCAGGCCCACACCCGCUACAGCUUCGAGGUGCAGGCCGUCAACGGGGUGUCUGGGAAAAGCCCCACCUCCCCUAGCUACUCCACGGUCAACAUCACCACCAACCAGGCUGCGCCAUCAGCAGUGCCCACUGUUCACCUGAUGCGGUCCACUGCAGACACGCUCAGCCUAUCCUGGCUGCCCCCAGAGAAACCCAACGGGGUCAUCCUUGACUACGAGGUUAAAUACCAGGAGAGGGGCCAGGCCAUGUCCCACACUGUGACAUCUCAGCACAGCUCUGCCAAGGUGGAGGGUUUGAGGGCAGCUACACCCUACGUGGUGCAGGUCAGGGCUCGCACUGUUGCUGGGUACGGACGCUACAGCAACCCCAUGGACUUCAGCACCAGCCUGCACAGAGACCCUCAGAAGUCCGUACAGGACCAGCUGCCCCUCAUCGUGGGCUCGGCGUCCGCCGGUCUGGUGGUCAUUGUUGCUCUGGUGGUUAUCGCCGUUGUCUGUCUGAAGAAGCAGCGCAGCGGGUCAGAGCUGGAGUACACGGAGAAGCUGCAGCAGUACAUUUCUCCAGGUGUAAAAGUUUACAUCGAUCCCUUCACUUAUGAAGAUCCCAACGAUGCUGUCCACGAAUUUGCCAAAGAGAUAGACAUCUCCUGCGUGAAAAUAGAAGAAGUCAUCGGUGCAGGUGAAUUUGGCGAGGUGUGUCGUGGACGGCUAAAGCAGCCCGGACGCAGGGAGAUGGUGGUGGCAAUUAAAACCUUAAAGGCGGGCUAUACCGAGCGCCAGAGGCGGGACUUCCUGGCAGAGGCCUCUAUAAUGGGUCAGUUUGAUCACCCCAACGUCAUCCGGCUGGAGGGCGUUCUGACCCGAAGUUGCCCGGUCCUCAUCAUUACUGAAUUUAUGGAGAACGGAGCGCUGGACUCCUUCCUCAGGCUGAACGACGGGCGCUUCACAAUGACGCAGCUGGUGGGGAUGCUGCGCGGCAUCGCCGCAGGGAUGAAGUACCUGUCGGACAUGAAUUACGUGCACAGAGACCUCGCCGCCCGAAAUAUCCUGGUGAACAGCAACUUGGUCUGCAAGGUCUCCGAUUUUGGCCUGUCGCGCUUCCUGGACGACACUUCCGCUGACCCCACUUACACAAGCUCCCUGGGAGGAAAAAUUCCCAUUCGGUGGACGGCACCCGAGGCCAUCGCCUUCAGGAAGUUUACCACCGCCAGUGAUGUGUGGAGUUACGGCAUCGUCAUGUGGGAGGUGGUUUCCUAUGGAGAAAGGCCUUACUGGGACAUGAGCAACCAGGAUGUCAUGACGGCAGUAGAGCAGGACUAUCGGUUGCCCCCGCCUAUGGACUGUCCCAUGGUGUUGCACCAACUGAUGCUGGAGUGCUGGAUGAAGGAGAGGAACCUGAGGCCCAAAUUCUCCCGCAUCGUUAGCACCUUGGACAAGCUGCUUCGUAACGCCGCCAGCCUUAAGGUGGUGACCAGCAGCUACUCAGGGGACCUGCUGCGGCUGGGGGGAACGCUGCCGGGAAACAACAGGAAGAGCCUGGACAACAGUCAGGAAAUCAUUCGCCAGCAGAUGAGCCAAACUCUCCCGAUCAGAGUGUGACUGCUGCAAAACCAGAAGCUACAAAAAGACUCUGACACAGAGAUGUAAAAUGUCAAAAAAAAAAAAAAAGGAUGAAGAAGAAGCAAGCCGCUUUGGAGAUUUCUUUCCCUCUGGAGACUGAAAACCUGUAUAAAGAGAACUUCCCAUUGCAGUGUGUGUCUUUCAUUACUUGACACUUGUGGAUUUGUGACUGUUGACAUGAAGCCAAACUUCUUUUUGCUUCCUCUCAGGUUGUGUUUGCAUGCCUGCAUGUGUUUUCUGCUGGUUGGGGGAAUCAGUCUUCUCCUUAGCCUCACAUCGAGGAACAGUGCCAAGAUGGAGCAAAACAUUUGCUCAAAGUGAACUCCCAAGACAGCUUCAAUCUACACUUUUUCUUUUCCUAACUUGACCAAAUAAUUUUUUGUCUACUUAUUUAGAGAGAAAAAAACAAAAAAAAACAUUCUUCUGCUUCCUUUUAAAUACUGUCUUCCACAUGUACCGGGAGAUGCAAGAAAUCUGUACAAAGCAUCCCAGUCUUAAUGCGGCCCCUCCCUUGGAUUGGUGAUUGGGAGGGAGGUAAACAACACUGUGCAGGACACGUAACGUGCAUGCCCAAAUGGAAACUGCUUCCCGAGAAAAGUACCAAUUCAUGUUCGCUGUUGCUUCGGUGGCAUUUUGAGCUUUUACAGACAGGUUUUCUUAAUCGAGCUCCAUUUAUAUACUCUUUGUUUUGAAUGCUAACUUAUCUGUUCAGAAAAAUGUUGUUUUCGGUGCGUUUAUACUUUCUUUCUUGUUUUGUUUUUUACCUGGGCUUAUAUUUUAUAUAAUAAUGCUUGUUUCCUUUGUGGUACCAGACAGACUUGAAUGAAAAAGCUGAGAAAGAUUUGGACUAAAAAUGUUUUUUUAGGGUCCUAUUGCAGUUUUGUGUUGACACAAUUACAAAAAAGUAGGAAUGUAAAGGGUCUGGGGGCAAAACUGAAUGGUAAUCUGCAAAUAAAAGUGUAAAACAAGUCACCUUUCCUGAAGAGCGUCAGCUGUUUCAGCCGUUUUUAUUCAAAACAGCUUCCUGUAAAUAAUAUAUUUGUAUGGGAACAUUGCGCUGCACAGUACAGCUUCCUGACCUGUCUAUGACACUUGUUAAAUGCUUGUUGGGUUUCUGUUGUUGCGGCACCAACUCAUAGAGAAAUGACAUUUAAACAAAUCUGGAAGUGUACACUAUGUGAAAGAAGAAAUGUGUCUGGUAGGGCAGCGAUUUUUCCUGUGCAAUUAAAGGUGUAUUAGAUUGUAAAAAAAAAAAAACAAGAAGGAAAAAAAAAGGAAGUUGAAAAAACUAGAACAAAGAUAAGCAUUUCUCUUUCAGUAUUUUUACGAUAAUCAUAUGCAAAUAAAUUAUUAAACAGA
Messenger RNA from Oryzias latipes (Japanese medaka), 4583 nucleotides. It is a transcript of the gene ephb3a, whose product is annotated as eph receptor B3a. The record is from RefSeq and is a predicted model, not a curated record. Gene Ontology annotation, molecular function: transmembrane-ephrin receptor activity; ATP binding; protein binding. Gene Ontology annotation, cellular component: dendrite; plasma membrane. NCBI's taxonomy places the organism in Eukaryota, Metazoa, Chordata, Actinopteri, Beloniformes, Adrianichthyidae. Gene Ontology annotation, biological process: protein phosphorylation; axon guidance; ephrin receptor signaling pathway.